This is a messenger RNA of Colius striatus (speckled mousebird), 3468 nucleotides long. RefSeq names its product COP9 signalosome subunit 7B (gene COPS7B). The transcript is spliced from 7 exons. Bases 1529 to 2323 code for a protein of 264 amino acids. Gene Ontology annotation, biological process: COP9 signalosome assembly. Gene Ontology annotation, cellular component: COP9 signalosome. The record is from RefSeq and is a predicted model, not a curated record. NCBI's taxonomy places the organism in Eukaryota, Metazoa, Chordata, Aves, Coliiformes, Coliidae.
UCAUGGCGGCCUGAGGCGCGGCGGGCACGGCGCCGGGAGCCGCGGGGCGGGAGGCCAGGCGGAGAGCAGGGUACGGAGGGAGCCAGCCAGCCUUUUGUAACCUCAUACGGCAGCGUGCUUGUGAUUACCGUUGAAGGAGGACAAUAGCGUAUGAACUGUGAGAUGUGGAUCUCAUUCACGGCUGGGUCAGUUCGUGGGGUCCUCUGUGUCUGUUUCUUACCUGUGAGGGGAGAGAGUGGUACCGAGGUACUCAGGUGCAUUUGGAAGGCCCAUUGAGUGUUACUGUGUUGCAGAGAUUUCUCGGUUGAAAUGAGGUAUUAUUCAGUCUUACCUGCACGUGUGCCCCCGGUGAAAAGAGUCCCAAAGAGAAAUCUUUGUGUGGAGAGCACAAAAGAUUACCAGCUCUUGUGCACCUGCAGGUGUAAUGGAAAGGAGUAAAGUGUAUUUUUUAGAAGCUGACUCAUAAAGGAAGCUGGCUGCUUUGCUUUCACAAGUCUUCAUUUGGUUGAGCAUGGUAAACCAGCAAACACCUGUGUGACUGUUCUACCCCCACGAGGGAAGAUGCAGCCCCAGUGGUCACACAGAAUGAGUAAGGUUGUCUGGUGUUUGUUGUGCCAUGCUUGAUAAUUAUCCUAUAUAAACAUAACAAAAAUCCCUCCCUUAUCUGCUAAGUUAUUUGUUUAGUGCCUAAAUAACAUACUUUGGAAGUUUUUUUGUUUUCUGUUUGUAAACAAACAACUUACUGUGUUGAACUUGUUAGUAAAUAGUGGUUUACAUUUCAAAAGCAAUGUCUUGGUGCAGGGCGACCACAUGCACAGCAGAAAUGUCAGGCCAUAGCUGAAGACAAAGAUCUCUCUUUAGGAAGACUUAAAUAGAGCCUUUGUGGAAAGGAUAUUUUUAUCACUUAAGCUUUCCAGUUAACCCAAACCCCUUUAACUGUCCAGUGUGGACUGGUAAGCUACUUACAGCACACAGUGCUUUCUGCCUUUUGGACUCAGAAAGCAAUAGGAAUUACAUAUAGCUGUAUAGUGGAUGUCAAAGGAAGGGGUGCCACCUGAGGACCUCCAAGUGUGCCAAUUCUUGACAAAGAAUUAACUUAGUUGCUUAUUUUGAAGCUGUGUAGUGGGGAAGGUGAAAGUCUUAGCUGGCCUCUAAUAGAGGUAGCAGUAAACAUCUUUGCAGCUGGCAUGAUUUGGAAGCAUGAGUAGAAGGAAGAGUCUGAAAACAGCAUGGAAUCUGAACUCUUUUCCUACUGGCAGGAGCAGGUCCUCUUAGGGAACUGAUUGGACAUACUGCAGAGAUUUUACUCAGAUAUUGUGUGAAUCAUUUUUGCUCCCCAGAUAAAUCAUCAGUCAAACCUGAUGGCAUCCUGGCCUGCCCUCUGAAUGCUGGAGGAAAGCCUGUCUCAGCUCACACAGAAGCAUUGCUCUGCUGAGCGUGCCUUCUGACCUGCUGCCAGCCAGAAUUCAGCAGAGGACAAAGGAUGUAUUAAUAUUGUGUUCUUUCGUUGACAGAUUGAAAACCUAGAAUGGCAGGAGAACAGAAACCAUCCUGCAAUCUUCUAGAGCAGUUUAUUUUACUAGCCAAAGGUACAAGUGGCUCAGCUCUGACUGCUCUUAUAAAUCAAGUGCUGGAGGCUCCUGGGGUUUACGUCUUCGGGGAGCUAUUGGAGUUAACAAAUGUUCAAGAGCUCGCUGAAGGCUCUAAUGCUGCUUAUUUCCAGUUGCUGAACCUGUUUGCGUACGGAACGUACCCAGACUACGUAGCAAACAAAGAUAACCUGCCUGAAUUAACAGCGACUCAGAAAAACAAGCUGAAACACUUGACAAUUGUAAGCCUGGCUUCCAGAAUGAAGUGCAUUCCCUACUCUGUGUUGCUGAAGGACCUGGAUAUGAGGAAUCUGAGGGAGUUGGAAGAUCUGAUUAUCGAAGCGGUUUAUACAGAUAUUAUCCAGGGGAAGCUGGAUCAACGAAACCAGGUGCUAGAGGUGGAUUUUUGUAUUGGCAGAGACAUUCAGAAGAAGGACAUCAGUAACAUUGUCAAAACACUUCAGGAAUGGUGCGAUGGUUGUGAAGCAGUUCUGUUAGGAAUUGAGCAGCAAGUACUUAGAGCCAACCAGUACAAAGAGAACCAUCACCGAACUCAGCAGCAGGUAGAAAUGGAGGUCACAAACAUAAAGAAAACAUUAAAAGCUACAGCCUCGUCAUCGGCACAGGAGAUGGAACAGCAGCUGGUAGAGCGAGAGUGCCCUCCACACACAGAACAAAGGCAGCCCACAAAGAAGAUGUCCAAAGUCAAAGGGCUGGUUUCCAGCCGCCACUAGAACAUAUCAUCUAAAUGUCAUUCAGCAAGGAAUGACAUCAGGAGGAGCAAAAAAGGACCUGUGCCUCCUUUUUCGGUGGGUUCUGGGCCAGUCCCUUCCAGGCUGGCAAAUAAAAGCCCUGUUUGAAUAAUACAGCUCCCAGUUAGCAGCAACUGGCUAAGUUACACUGUGCAGCCUCUGUUAAUUUCCAGAAUGUCCCUGUCCUGUAUAGAAGGACUUCUAAAGAAUGGGACUGACUAAAAGGGGCCAGGGGAAAAAAAAAUGAAGUCUCUGUGGACAGCUUAUCUCCCUCCCAGCCAGUCUCAUUGCUGCUUAACCUUGAAGAAGCUGCUGUACUAAAUCAGAUCUUGAGAGAACUUCUGUAGCAAGUAUCUGAAUCCCAGGGUUGAAAUGUGGCUACCAAAGCCAGGCUGGGAGCGAGGAAGCCAUCAACACAGAUCUUUGCAUUCCCAAAGGGAGCACAGAAAGGUUUCUAGGCCAGGAGCUGCUUUGCAGGAAACCUUCAGCCUUUUUGCUACCCCUAUUUUAAACUGGGGUGAAAUUCACACUACCUCGCUUUGUGAAGAUGAGAUCCAGUGCUGGGCUGUUUACUUAACUGUCUGUUUACUGCCCUUCCUAAGCCCUUUAAUCUCUCACAGAUUUAAAGCACUGUUCUGCAUCUCUGAGGCAUCAAUACAAUAAGGAGGAAGCAGGCUGCUCUUUCAAGCCUUUCUUCUUGCAGGUGGUUAGGGCCAUACUAGAAACUGUGUUCCUUCUGCACAUGAUGUGACCUCCCAGAGCUGCUUGUGAGUUGUUUCCCCUGUUGAUACCUUCAAAGGGUAAUGGAUUUGCUCUUCCUUGGAUGUUAAUGACGGUGGUCUGCAUGGGAGAAGAGCCAUCGAGGCAGGCUGGUGGCCCAGGACCCACUGGCAGGGGUCGCAGCAGCAUCCCCUUGCUGAAGCAAUGGACUUGACUAAUCUGUCUGAAUUUUGAACGUUUUCAGGUUGUAUUUUCCUCCUUGUUUAUUUUUUUGUACAUUGUUGUGAUUCUAAAGCAUUUCAGCCUUUGGUUUAUGGUUUUUUAUUUGUUACAGGCUAACUUCAGGUGAUUUGCACCUAGUUGGGCACGGUGUGGGUCGUGGAUGUUUUUUAGGGGGGAGGGUGGGG